Molecule: messenger RNA, 363 nt
Organism: Cordyceps fumosorosea ARSEF 2679
Lineage: Eukaryota; Fungi; Ascomycota; Sordariomycetes; Hypocreales; Cordycipitaceae
Exons: 1
Coding region: 1-363 (120 amino acids)
Source: RefSeq, a predicted model, not a curated record
AUGCCUUCCCCCUCUUCCAGCUCUGAGCAGCAGUCUGUGUCCAACGUGCAGAAUCGCAAACGGCCGAACCCAUACGAUACCACACAACACAGUCCUCCUGCGAAGAGAGUCAAGUCGACCUCUGCGUUGCAAAUAGCCUCGAACUUUCCCUCUCAAUUCUGGGACAGCCUGUCAAAAGUUUGGCUUACGCCUCGAGCCCUACGAGAAAAAGACCGGCGAAACGGCGCACAACCUCCUGCUCCGGUCUCGGCAGCUAGCGUAACACCGACAACUCUCGCUCGAUUUGCAAGACGCGGUGGACCAGAUCUUGGCUAUCUUCGAGGAGUAGGUCCGAUACCAAUCAGUCCACAAAGCGAUUACUGA